AUGGCGUCCGAUUUGACUGCCUCCGUUCUGGAGGCCUUGGCCGCGUCCGAUUCGCCUAUACAGUCCAACGAAGCCUUCCCCUCCACCCCCUCAUUGAAUGUCAAAAGUGCGCUGGACCGCCUCGCCUCCCGCGAAAUGAUCAAAUAUGAGACCAAGGAAAAGGAGGUGCUUACGUUGACUCCGGAAGGUGAAGAGAUUGCCGCCAAUGGCAGCCAUGAAGCCAAGGUCUUUGACGCUGUUCUCAAGGCUCUUGACGGGUUGAAGAUUGCGGAUCUACCGGGGGUUGUUGGAGAGAAGAACGCUAAGAUUGCCCAGGGCAACGCUAUGAAGCGUCGCUGGGUCAAGCUUGAAAAUGGCCUGCUACGCCCAGCCCAGGAAUCCAUUGUCGACGAGACUCGCGAGAACCUCUUGACUGUGCAGCGCACUCAGUCUCUCCCCGAUGCCAAGGCGCUCAACGACCUUAAGAAGAGGAAGUUGAUCACUUUAUCCAAGGAUAUUCACUUCGUCAUCUCUAAGGGCCCGAAAUAUGCCCGGGAGUUUGUCAAGGAAGAAACAGAUCUCACCUUCGAAAUGCUCAACAAUGGCUCAUGGAAGACCGCCACCUUCAAGCCAUACAAUUUCAACGCCAAGGGAACCCCAGCCUUAGCCGGAGCUUUACACCCUCUGAACAAGGUGCGGGCGGAGUUCCGGAACAUCUUCUUUGAGAUGGGCUUCGAGGAAAUGCCAACCAACCGCUACGUCGAGACUGGUUUCUGGAACUUCGACGCCCUGUUUGUGCCCCAACAACACCCUGCCCGCGACCUCCAAGACACCUUCUACAUAGCAGACCCAUUGACCGCGGAUCCUCCCCGCGAAGACCCUCUGAAUGACCCCCCACCGUCCCAAAGCCGCACAGCCCGCUUCGAAUACUGGAACAACGUGCACGAGGUCCACGAGAAGGGCAAGUUCGGCUCCAUCGGCUACCGAUAUCCCUGGAACAAGGACGAGUCAUUGCGCCUCGUUCUCCGCACCCACACCACCUCCGUCUCCGCCUACGUGCUGCACAAGCUCGCUGCCAACCCGCGCCCCGCCCGCUUCUUCAGUAUCGACCGUGUCUUCCGAAACGAGGCCGUCGAUGCUACGCACUUGGCUGAGUUCCACCAAAUCGAGGGUGUCAUUGCUGACUUUGGUCUGACUCUCGGUGGUCUGAUCGGCUUCAUGGAGGUUUUCUUCGCGAAGAUGGGCAUCCACCAGCUGCGCUUCAAGCCGGCUUACAACCCUUACACCGAGCCUAGUAUGGAGAUUUUCGGCUACCACGAGGGUCUGGGCAAGUGGGUUGAGAUCGGUAACAGUGGCAUGUUCCGUCCUGAGAUGCUGGAGUCUAUGGGUAUCCCCAAGAACAUGCAAGUCUACGGUUGGGGGUUGAGUCUCGAGAGACCUACCAUGAUCAAGUACGGUGUCAGCAAUAUUCGUGAACUGCUUGGACACAAGGUUGACUUGAACUUCAUCGAGUCUAAUCCGGCUGUUCGCCUAGAAAAGGAGUAG
Molecule: messenger RNA, 1524 nt
Organism: Penicillium chermesinum
Lineage: Eukaryota; Fungi; Ascomycota; Eurotiomycetes; Eurotiales; Aspergillaceae
Product: phenylalanine--tRNA ligase subunit alpha
Exons: 3
Coding region: 1-1524 (507 amino acids)
Biological process (GO): phenylalanyl-tRNA aminoacylation
Cellular component (GO): cytosol; phenylalanine-tRNA ligase complex; cytoplasm
Molecular function (GO): tRNA binding; phenylalanine-tRNA ligase activity; ATP binding
Source: RefSeq, a predicted model, not a curated record